AUGACACAGAAAGAAAAAUUACUCGGCUUCUUUGCUAACAGUGAUUCUGAUGAAAGUGGAUUAGGCUACAUGUUUGUGGACAACUCUGCUACCUUCAGAGACAACAAGUUUGUGAGCGCCAACGGGAAAGCUUUUGUUAACUUGUGUUCAGUAGAGGAGCUGGUGUGGCAUAACAACAGCUUCGUCAAUGUCACUACACCUCCCAUCAGACUCCAGGAACCUGAAUGUGAGACGAAAAGGGAUUGGCACACUAAUAUUUCUCUGACUGGUUUGAGCUGCUUAGAUUGCGAGGACUUCAGGAACUCAGAUGAACAGACGUGUGCCAUCUACCAGAGUGGAUACUGCACUUCCUGCACAGAGCAUUUCGACAAUUGUUACAAGCCACUUCUCUCUUACCUGAUUCUUGAACAAUGUCAAGACUCACACCCGAGUAUAGCAGCGGAGUUAGCACAAAACUGUAACUUGGACCAGUCAGCCAAGCCACAACCCAGACUCUUAACUGGUUCAGCUACCAGUCUCAUCCCACUCUCAUUGCUUCUCGUGGCGGGUAUAUUUUUCUCAGUAAUUAAUUAGAUAAUCUUUUAACCAAAAUAAUAAAUGUAAUGAUACUUUUAUUGGUCAUAUUUGUAGCAUAUGAUCGCCGUAGUGCAAUGAUCAAUAAAAAUAUGUAUGUCUUUCAGGAAUACGAGGCUCGUCAAGUACAUUUUUAAGGAAUAUUAGAUUCAUUACCCAUAAUUUAACAUUUAUUUAAAAAAUGUCAGGAGUGGGAACAUGACCAAGUGUCUUGAAAUUUCACGGUGAUUCAAGACCAGCAUUAUAUAACAAGCUAUACAAAAUGAUAUUAUAGGUAGAUUAUUCGUAUUAAUUUUUCCAGAACAGUUAGCGACUUACUAGUUAUGAAUCAUACAAAUACGAGGUUUUUGUAAUAUGGGCACAAAAUCAAUAUAUCAUAUUUUGAGUAGUCAGUUCAUUAUUAUUAUUACCAU
Molecule: messenger RNA, 986 nt
Organism: Cherax quadricarinatus
Lineage: Eukaryota; Metazoa; Arthropoda; Malacostraca; Decapoda; Parastacidae
Source: RefSeq, a predicted model, not a curated record